AUGGAAUUGUCACACCGAUUCUUCAGAAAUUGGGUGUUGAUACUGCUGGCAUUACGUCAGCGGUUGAAACCGCUGUUCAAAAAGCACCGAAAGUACAAGGCGCUAGCGGCUGAAAUGCGUAUUGCCCCUGCUCUACAAUCCGUUUUGGAUACCGGAUUCAAAGAGGCGACGGCACUCAAAGAUGAAUAUGUCAGUACAGAGCAUCUCUUGGUAGCGUGUGCCGAGACGAAACAGAGCGAAGUGGGCAAAAUCCUUCGGGAAGCGGGUGUAACAAAGGACACGAUUCUCAAGGCACUCGUCGAUAUUCGCGGAACACAGCGGAUAACCGAUCAGAAUCCAGAGGACAAAUAUCAGGCACUUACCCGAUUUGGUAGGGAACUCACACAAGAGGCAAUUUCAGGUAAACUUGACCCAGUUAUCGGGCGGGAUGAUGAAAUCCGCCGUGUGAUGCAAGUGCUAUCCCGAAGACGCAAAAAUAACCCCGUCCUGAUCGGUGAACCGGGUGUCGGGAAAACGGCGAUUGUAGAGGGGUUAGCACAACGUAUUGCUGAUGGUGAUGUUCCAGAAAGCCUUCGCGAUAAACGACUCAUUGCCCUCGAUUUAGGGGCACUCAUCGCAGGUAGUAAGUACCGUGGUGAAUUUGAAGACAGACUGAAAGCGGUCCUUACCGAUGUGGAACAGGCAGAAGGACAGGUGGUCCUCUUUAUCGAUGAACUCCAUACCAUCGUCGGUGCGGGUGCGGCGGAAGGUGCUGUAGACGCUUCAAACAUGCUCAAACCCGCAUUGGCGCGGGGUGAACUCCGGUGCAUAGGCGCGGCCACACUCGACGAGUACCGCAAACACAUUGAGAAGGAUGCCGCCUUGGAACGCCGAUUCCAGCCUGUGCAGGUUGAAGAGCCGUCAGUUGAAGACACGAUUGCCAUUCUUCGGGGCUUGAAGGAACGCUAUGAGACACAUCACGGCGUACAAAUUCAGGACAGUGCUAUUGUCGCUGCAGCUACCCUCUCGAAGCGUUAUAUCUCCGAACGGUUCCUACCGGAUAAAGCCGUGGAUUUGGUGGAUGAAGCCGCGUCGAGGUUGCGCAUUGAGAUCGACAGCGUGCCAGAGGAAAUUGACGAGGUGGAACGUCGAAUCAUUCAACUCCAAAUUGAGCAACAAGCAUUGGAGAAAGAGGAAGACGGGGCAUCACAGCAACGUCUUGAAAAACUGAAGGCUGAACUUGCCGAACUCAAAGAGAGAGCGGAUGCCCUCAAAGUCGCGUGGCAGAACGAAAAAGCGAAUUUGACACAGAUUGGCGAGUUAAUGGAACAGAUUGAAGCACUCCGUAUUGAGUCGGAGCAAGCCAAACGUGUGGGCAACCUCGGCAGAACGUCAGAGAUUGAGUACGGCAAGAUACCGGAAUUGGAAUCACGGCUCAAGACUGUCCGAGAAACUUUGGAAACGGACACACAAGGCACGCAGAUGUUGAAGGAGCGCGUGAGUGCAGAAGACAUUGCUGAAAUUGUAGCGAAGUGGACGGGUAUUCCUGUUUCUCGACUCAUGGAAGGCGAGACUCAGAAACUCCUUAGCAUGGAAGAACGUUUGCGAGAACAGGUGAUCGGGCAAGAUGAGGCUGUGAGUGCUGUCUCCAAUGCGAUUCGACGCGCUCGCGUCGGUCUCGGUGAUCCUGAUCGACCGCUCGGUUCUUUCCUUUUCAUGGGACCGACUGGCGUCGGUAAAACGCACCUCGCCAAAUCGCUCGCCGAAUUCCUGUUUGACGAUGCGAACGCCAUGGCGCGUAUUGAUAUGAGCGAGUACAUGGAGAAACACACCGUCUCCCGAUUGAUCGGCGCACCACCGGGGUACGUCGGCUACGAUGAAGGCGGACAACUGACCGAAGCGAUCCGACGACAUCCUUACUGCGUCAUCCUGCUUGAUGAGGUCGAGAAGGCGCAUCCAGAGGUGUUCAAUGUCUUGCUCCAGAUGCUUGAUGAUGGCAGAAUGACGGACGGACAAGGACGCACCGUCGAUUUCAAGAACACGGUUGUCAUCAUGACCUCUAAUAUUGGGAGUCAGUGGAUUAGCGAUGCGCUUUUGGACGCGCAAGAGAUUCGUCGGAAAGUGAUGGAAGCGGUGCAGACACAUUUCCCUCCCGAAUUCCUGAACCGUAUUGACGAUCUGAUUAUCUUCGACCGUCUCGGUAUCGAAGAAUUGAAGCGGAUUGUCACGCUGGAACUCGCGCAACUCAGCAAUCGCUUUGCGGAGAAGGAGAUGGCGACUGACGCUUUCUGA
This is a messenger RNA of Geodia barretti, 2271 nucleotides long. Lineage: Eukaryota; Metazoa; Porifera; Demospongiae; Tetractinellida; Geodiidae. The record is from the annotation of a GenBank genome assembly.